Molecule: messenger RNA, 1916 nt
Organism: Rhododendron vialii
Lineage: Eukaryota; Viridiplantae; Streptophyta; Magnoliopsida; Ericales; Ericaceae
Exons: 9
Coding region: 133-1749 (538 amino acids)
Cellular component (GO): spliceosomal complex
Source: RefSeq, a predicted model, not a curated record
CAAGAUUCUGCUCAUCCAAAUGAGAAAAACCUUGAAAGGCGUCGCUCCUGAGUUCACAAAUCUCCUCCCCAGGUCACAAAAUCACCAAGCCCAGAAUUUUCUUUCCAACCAAACAAACAAAACAGAAAAAAUAUGGAACUCCCGGCCGACGCUCGAAGCCACGCCCCCAAACGCAAGCGCCCCGCCAACGACGACGACGAAUUCCUUCCACCACCACCACCGCCAACCGCCCGCUACGACAACGGCGUCGACCUCUCCCUCCUCGAAGCCCUCGAGAAAUCCCAAGCCUCCACCGCCAUCGACCUCCUCGAUCUCAAAACCCUAAAAAAGCUCGUCCUCUCCUUCGAGCGCCGCCUCAAGGACAACAUCGAGGCCCGCCUCAAAUACCCUUCCCAGCCCGAGAAGUUCGCCGACUCUGAAAUCGACCUCCACGAGGAAAUCCAAAAGCUCAAGAUCCUCGCGGGCGGGCCGGAGCUCUACCCGGACCUGGUCCAACUCAACACAGUCCCCUCCCUCCUCGGCCUCCUGACCCACGACAACACCGACAUCUCCAACGACGUCGUGUCGUUGCUCCAGGACCUAACCGACGAGGACGUGUUGGAGGAUAACGACGAGCCAGCCCUUGUUUUAGUCGACGCGCUGGUCGAGAAUAAUGUGCUCGAGUUGUUGGUGCAGAAUUUGCUUAGGUUAAACGAGACGGAUCCGGACGAGGUGGCGGCGGUGUAUGGGACGCUGGCGACGAUCGAGAAUUUGAUCGAGGUGAAGCCCGCGGUGGCGGAGCUGGUGUGCGAGAAGACGAAGCUGAUGAGGUGGUUGCUGGGGAAGAUCAAGGUGAGGGAGUUUGAUGGGAGUAAGCAGUACGCGUCGGAGAUUCUGGCGAUUUUGUUGCAGAAUAGUAGCGCGAACCAGAAGAGGUUGGGGCAGAUAAAUGGAGUGGAUGUGGUGUUGCAGGCGGUGGCGAUGUACAAGUCGCGCGACCCAAAAACGCCAGACGAGGAGGAGAUGGUGGAGAACUUGUUUGAUUGCUUGUGUUGCUUGUUAAUGCCGUUGGAGAACAAGGAGAGAUUUGUGAAUGCCGAAGGGGUGGAACUGAUGAUCAUUGUUAUGAAUCAGAAGAAAUCGUGUUAUGGGUCGGCGAUAAGGGCGCUUGAUUUCGCAAUGACCAAUUAUCCACCGGCUUGCGAACGGUUUGUGGAUGUGAUGGGGUUGAAGACUGCUUUUCCUGCUUUCAUGGGUAAGAUUCCCAUGAACAAGAAUAUGAAGAAACGCUUCAAAGAGGAGUUCGAAGAGCGCCUUGUAUCCCUAAUUGCAUCAUUAUUUGGUGGAAUUUUGAGGGGUUCCAGAAAGGAACGGUUGUUGAGUAAGUUUGUGGAAAAUGAGUGUGAAAAGAUAGACCGGCUUAUGGAGCUCUAUAUGAGAUAUUCUAAUAGAGUGAAAGCAGAGACUGAGCGGAUGGACCAGCUUGAACUUGAUGAAUUAGAGUUGGACGAAGAGGAAAAAUACAAUCGAAGGCUGGAAUCUGGACUUUACACUCUUCAGUUAAUUGCUGUCAUUUUGGGUCAUCUUUGGACAUCUGAGCACCCAAAAAUGAGAACAAGAAUCGAACUACUACUGAAGCAGAAUAAACUCACCAAGAAAGAUGUCAAGAACAUACUUCAGGAAUAUCACGACAACAUUGGUGAUCUGGAUGGGCCGGAAGAAAAGGAGAGGGCACAGACAAGGAUCCAAAAAUUCAUCUCAGCGUUUUGACAGUUUUUCGAUUUGUAGUUGUUAAUGUGUUGAAGUUGAUAGGUAAUUCACGAAACAACAAUACACCUCCACGUGUCGGUCACUGAAUCAUGUGCUGGCUACAAUUUCUCAGCUCUACGUAGGCGAACUCCAUAUGCACCCGUGUUAUUAGAGCUGGAUUUUUCUAU